This is a messenger RNA of Bombus pascuorum, 626 nucleotides long. RefSeq lists its product as uncharacterized. NCBI's taxonomy places the organism in Eukaryota, Metazoa, Arthropoda, Insecta, Hymenoptera, Apidae. The record is from RefSeq and is a predicted model, not a curated record. The transcript has 2 exons. The annotation marks the transcript as partial.
CUCGAAAGACCCAGCGUUUCCUGUUUCUCUGGAAGAUUUUUCGCCGUCAUUGCCUCUGCUAAAUGGUGUCCGAUAUUUCAGGCGGUAACGUGUCUGCUCCAGUUCGUGGGGCUAGUGGCAUUAACCGGCGUUCUAGUCUGCCUCGUUGCCGUGUUGCGUUUGGUGGAACUGGCCAUCACCCUGAUCAAUCCUUUCACUAUUUUUAUGCUUCACCAAUCGGGCAAGAUAAUCAUUUUUGGGCUGAAGAAGAGUAAAAGGCUGACAUCCAACGCUUACCAUAAGAUUCGCAUGGAUCGUGGACGUGCAUCUAUCUUAGAAUUAGAGAUAGGUAUACGUCAACCGGAAGUGCUUUACAACAGAAACGUGAUGUCAGGCUUGUUGGAAGAAACGUUCCCUCGCGAGGGUGAUAACUACAGGGUCGUACAAAUGUCACAAGUGGCUAUCGUCGGUCAGGAUGACGAGGAGCAGGACGAGGAAGAGAUAAAAGUUCACGGUCCUGACGAGGUGGAAGUCGAGAAGGUUGACGAGGAUCGAGAAAUCGAAAAGGCUGAUGAUGAUCGUGAAACUUAAAAAUCUGGUUCCGAGGAAAUUGGAUAGACCAGCGACAAGGAAGCAAACGAAACACU